Messenger RNA from Sorex araneus (European shrew), 6631 nucleotides. RefSeq names its product contactin 2 (gene CNTN2). The transcript is spliced from 23 exons. Lineage: Eukaryota; Metazoa; Chordata; Mammalia; Eulipotyphla; Soricidae. Gene Ontology annotation, molecular function: protein binding. The record is from RefSeq and is a predicted model, not a curated record. Gene Ontology annotation, biological process: cell-cell adhesion. Bases 19 to 3423 code for a protein of 1134 amino acids.
AGGGAGGAGCACAGCCUGAUGCGGAGAUGCUGCAGUGGCUCGGGGCGCGCACACACACGCGCGCCCUCCGCCGCCACCGCGCCCGCCGCCACCGCACCGGGCCCGCAGCGGCAGCGAGCAGGGCUGCCCGCGGGGCUCGCGGCCGAGGGCAGCGCCCACCUGCCCCAGCCGACACCCGGCUUUCACCCCAGCACCCCCUGGCCUCCCGCUGUGCCCGAGCCGACUGGCCCCCUCCCCUCUGCACAGCGCUGCCCGGGGACCUCCAGCAUGGGGACAUCUGUCAGGAGGGGCUCACACCCACUGCUGCUGGUCGCCAUGGCCCUCGUCUCCUCCUCAGAGCCUCAGGCCCCGGGUGUGCCCCCACCUGCAGCGUGGAGCUCAGCCUGGGGAACCACCGCCACCUUCGGGCCCGUCUUUGAAGACCAGCCCCUGAGCCUGCUGUUCCCAGAGGAGUCCACAGAGGAGAAGGUCACGCUGACGUGCCGCGCCCGAGCCAGCCCCCCAGCCACCUACCGGUGGAAGAUGAACGGCACCGACCUGAGCCUUCAGCCAGGUGGUCGCCACCAGCUGGUGGGGGGCAACCUGGCCAUCCUGAACCCCAGCAAGGCCCAGGACGCAGGCGUGUACCAGUGCCUGGCCACCAACCCCGUGGGCACUGUGGUCAGCAGGGAGGCUGUGCUGCGCUUUGGCUUUCUGCAGGAAUUCUCCAAGGAGGAGCGAGACCCGGUGAAAACCCACGAAGGGUGGGGGGUGAUGCUGCCCUGUGACCCUCCUGCCCACUACCCAGGUCUCUCUUACCGUUGGCUCCUCAACGAGUUCCCCAACUUCAUCCCGACGGACGGGCGUCACUUCGUGUCCCAGACCACCGGGAACCUGUACAUCGCGCGCACCAACGCCUCCGACCUGGGCAACUACUCGUGCCUGGCCACCAGCCACCUGGACUUCUCUACCAAGAGCGUCUUCAGCAAGUUCGCUCAGCUCAACCUGGUGGCCGGAGACUCCCGCCUCUUCGCGCCCACCAUCAAGGCCCGGUUCCCCGCGGAGACCUACGCGCUGCUGGGCCAGCAGGUCACCCUGGAGUGCUUCGCCUUCGGGAACCCUGUGCCCAGAAUCAAGUGGCGCAAAGUGGAAGGCUCCUUGUCCCCGCAGUGGGCCACGGCCGAGCCCACCCUGCAGAUCCCCAGCGUCAGCUUUGAAGACGAGGGCACCUACGAGUGUGAAGCCGAGAACUCCAAGGGCCGAGACACUGUGCAGGGCCGCAUCAUCGUGCAGGCUCAGCCUGAGUGGCUCAAGGUGAUCUCAGACACGGAGGCCGACAUUGGGUCCAACCUGCGCUGGGGCUGUGCGGCGGCGGGCAAGCCCCGGCCCACGGUGCGCUGGCUGCGGAAUGGGGAGCCCCUGGCCUCUCAGGCCCGGGUGGAGGUGCAGGCCGGGGACCUGCGGUUCUCCAAGCUGAGCCUCGAGGAUUCGGGCAUGUACCAGUGCGUUGCAGAGAACAAGCACGGCACCGUCUAUGCCAGCGCCGAGCUGUCCGUGCAGGCUCUGGCCCCGGAUUUCAGGCUGAAUCCUGUAAGGCGCCUGAUCCCUGCAGCGCGAGGCGGAAAGGUCGCCAUCCCCUGCCAGCCCCGGGCAGCCCCGAAGGCUGAGGUGCUCUGGAGCAAAGGCACUGAGAUUCUGGUCAACAGCAGCAGACUGACUGUCACUCCGGAGGGGACAUUGAUCAUUAGGAACAUCAGUAGGUCCGACGAAGGCAAAUACACCUGCUUUGCUGAGAACUUCAUGGGCAAAGCCAACAGCACUGGCAUCCUGUCUGUCCGAGAUGCAACCAAGAUCACCCUCGCCCCCUCUAGUGCCGACAUCAACCUGGGUGACAACCUGACCCUGCAGUGCCACGCCUCUCACGACCCCACCAUGGACCUCACCUUCACCUGGGCCCUGGAUGGCUUCGCCAUUGACUUUGACAAACCUGGCGCCCACUACCGCCGGGCCAGCAUGAAGGAGACGGUGGGCGAUCUCACCCUCCUGAACGCACAACUGAGCCACGGCGGGAAGUACACGUGCACAGCCCAGACCGUGGUGGACAGCGCGUCCAAGGAGGCCACCGUCCUGAUCCGAGGUCCCCCGGGUCCCCCCGGGGGCGUGGUAGUGAGGGACAUCGGCGACACCACUGUCCAGCUCAGCUGGAGCCGUGGUUUUGACAACCACAGCCCCAUUGCCAAGUACACGCUGCAAGCCCGCAGCCUGCCUGCAGGGAUGUGGAAACAGGUCCGCACCAAUCCUGCCAACAUCGAGGGCAAUGCCGAGACCGCCCAGGUGCUGGGCCUCACUCCCUGGAUGGACUAUGAGUUCCGGGUCUUAGCCAGCAACAUUCUGGGCACGGGGGAGCCCAGUGGACCUUCCAGCAAGAUCAGGACCAAGGAAGCGGCCCCCUCAGUGGCCCCUUCGGGACUCAGUGGUGGUGGCGGCGCCCCUGGAGAGCUGAUCAUCAACUGGACGCCCAUGGCCCGAGAGUACCAGAACGGAGAUGGCUUCGGCUACCUGCUGUCCUUCCGCAGGCAGGGCAGCGCCAGCUGGCAGAGCGCCCGGGUGCCCGGGGCCGGUGCCCAGCACUUUGUCUACAGCAAUGAGAGCGUCCGGCCCUACACACCCUUUGAGGUCAAGAUCCGCAGCUACAACCGCCGUGGGGACGGGCCCGAGAGCCUCACUGCGCUCGUGUACUCAGCAGAGGAAGAGCCCAGAGUGGCCCCCACCAGGGUCUGGGCCAAAGGGGUCUCCUCGUCAGAGAUGAACGUGACAUGGGAGCCGGUGCAGCAGGACGUCAAUGGGAUCCUCCUGGGCUAUGAGAUCCGGUAUUGGAAAGCCGGAGACAAGGAGGCAGCGGCUGACCGUGUGAGAACCGCAGGGCUGGACACCAGUGCCCGAGUCACUGGCCUGCAGCCCAACACCAAGUACCAUGUGACCGUGCGGGCCUACAACAGGGCGGGCACUGGGCCUGCCAGCCCUUUUGACAGCACCCAGACCAUGAAGCCCCCUCCGCAGCGACCUCCGGGUAACAUCUCCUGGACCUUUUCCAGCUCCAGUCUCAGUAUCAAGUGGGAUCCCGUGGUCGCACUGCGCAACGAGUCUGCGGUCACUGGCUACAAGAUGCUGUACCAGAAUGACCUGCACCCCACACCCACACUCCACCUCACCAGCAAGAAUCGGAUUGAAAUUGCAGUUCCUGAAGAUAUCGGCCAUGCCCUGGUGCAGAUCCGAACCACGGGGCCUGGCGGGGACGGAGUUCCAGCUGAAGUCCACAUCGUGAGGAAUGGAGGCACAAGCAUGAUGGUGGAGAACUCGGCGGCCUGCCUCAGCCUGCAUCCUGGCGCCAUCCUCUCUCACUCCGUGGCCAUGCUGGUGCUCAUCGGCUCCCUGGAGCUCUGACGGGCCCCCUCUGCCUGGCCCGGCCCCCACUGUGCCUGAGAGGGGCUGGGCCCAGGCGGCCAGUUCAGAGAGUGCCCUUCACACCGCGGGGGCAGGUGUUUCCUGCUGGAACCCCUGCAAGGACUCUGUUCAGCAAGAUGCACCCACCGGGCAGCCUAUUCCCUGAGAGUGGGGACCCCCACCCGAUGUCACCUGCGAACUGGACUUGGAGUGACAGGCCUGGGGAAGAAGGGACUCGAACCCUACCUGCUCACCUGCAGAGACGGGGCUCCCGAAGCACGUCUGCUCUCUCUACCCCGAGGGCAGAGGCUCCGACCCAGCACCUGGGCACGGCUGCGGCUGAGGAGACUCCACCCUGAACACCCUCGGUCUCAGGGAGCCAAAGGCAGGACCAGGACCCUCCCACCUUCACAUAAGCAGCUCAGCUUCUCGCUCACAUUGUCCUUGAUGGGCCUGGGGAGUGAGAAUCAGGACCCCAAAGACUUGCCGCUCUGGGGGUGACCCUGUGCUGCGGUGGGAGCCAGCACCUGGUGCCUUGUCCCGGACUUGGCCCGCGGCACAGCCACCGUCCAGCUGACGGGGCCUCUUAGCCACCACUGCCAACCUGCUGCCGUCCCAGCAGAGUGAUGCCACUCGAGGCUGCAUGACUAAAGGGCUUGUCCUGGGGAGGUCCCAGGCCCUCCGAAGCCAUGUCACAUCCCCCGAGGGUCUGGGCAGGGGACAGGGCCCUGUGUCCACCGUGCUCUCCUCCACUGCAGGCCCCACUCUGCUGCCCGGUGCCCACUCCAUGGGCUGGGGAACAGGAUGGGGGCAUUAGCUCGGGCUUGGGCGUCUUCUGAGAAGACAGAGGGGAAAAGGCGUCCUGCCUGGAGUGCUUGGUCUGGCUGCCUUGACCCCCUGAUGCUUCCCCAGAAGAAAAGGGAAUAAAGGGGACAUUUCUAAGCAUUAGCCAGUCACCGAGCAUCAGCACUGGGAGAGGUUUAGCAGACCACUGUCCAACACUCUCUCUUCUCAGGGGGCAGCGGGGGGAGGACCAAGAAUGGAGGCUGGCGGGUUCCCCCAGCCUGGCAUGGUGGCUGGGGGAUGUGUUAGCUCCCAGCUUCCUCCUCCAGGCCUACCUGAGGGAGGCGCAGGCUGCACCGUUGAAGGGGGCGAUGCCUGUUGGGGUUGCAACAGAUCACCGGGUUAUGGUUGGGCCCCAGCCUCGGUCUGGGCUCACCCCAGGAGGCGCCCAAUUGCUCUGCCUUCUGCUGCGGUCUCGGCAAUGCCGGCUGCAGGCUCUCUGCUCCACUCCUUGCUCCAGUAAAGAGGCCAAGGCAAGGAUGAGCCUCCCCCGGCACGAGCAGGGCUGGACGUGCAGGGGAGCCCCAAGGCCGAGGCUCCAACAGGAGGCUCCUGGCCCAGGAGCUGUGGGACCAGCGUGGAGCCCCGGUGCACGGCUGGUUCCUGUAGUUUACAGUUAGAGCUCUAUUUUGUAAGUUUUUUUAAACUUUGAAGUCCUGCCCUGUUUUCCCGGGCAGGUUUCUGUUGUUUACCCUCUACAUAGAAUCUUGAAAUGGUCAGGCCCACUCCUCAGCCCUGCCAGCGCCCCGGACCCUGGUGAGGACGUGGCUUUGGCACCAUCUGAUCCCUGCCACGUUCCAGGCAGGGAGCAGGGCGCCGGGGGGCUCAGAUCCGCCUUAACAGGAACCCCAAUGCCCUCUCCGGACCCGUGGCUGAGAUGCCUUGGCCCUGCUUGUUAGCAAAGGGGCCGUGAGGACCAGAAAAGCCUCCAGCUCAGGUCUGGCCAAUUCCUCCUCUAGGCUAGGCAGGUGAUGCCGGCCGCGGUGUCCAGCUCUGGACCAAGAUGGAAGAGCUGUUCUGUCCCUCGCCACAGAGCGGCCGAGGCUGUGGUCUGAGCGGGCUUCUGGCCAGGGACACUGAGGUCAGUCUGACAAGGCCCUGCAGGAAGAGAGCGGGUGCAGGCCUUGGAAACCUCCCUGUGACUGAGCCCUCAGAGUAGCCACCUGUCACAUGGAGUUGGUCCUCUAGGGGUGGACAGGCGCGGGUGCAGGCAGAAGACACAGCCCCGCGUGUCCUUGCAGGGAUGGGCUGGGGGCCAAGGGGGCUCACCCUGCCAGCUGCUGACUCACAACCCUCUGCUGGGCUCUCCUGCCUCUCUCACCGCCUGCCUGGCACCAGGUGGGGGCAACGCUGUCAGGGCAGAUGCAGUGUCCACUCGGCUCGGCUACAGGCUCACUCUCCGGGCAGGGGCAGCUCUCAUUUCAGGGGUUGGGGCAGUGAGGUCAGGGUCUCUCUUUCCCUUCAGGGCCUAAGGACCUAGAGGGGCCGUGGGAAGCUGGGAGAGGGUGGGGUGGGGUUGCUUUGUAUAAAAAUAACGGGUCAGGUUUCACAUCAGGAGACAAAAUCCUUCAGGAAUGAGCAAGCAGCUUCUUCCCAUUACUGGGAGCUUGGUGGGUGGGGGGGGGUAGUUAACAGGGGUGGUCUGGGGUUUUGGUUUGAAGGUACCUGGACACGUCUGGAGAUGCUGUGUCCUCCCAGACCCCCAAGGGGCUCAGCCCAGCAAGGUCUCCUGUGGUCCCUGCAGCCUGGGAGCCAUCAAGCCUCCUGGAUGAGUCCAGGCUGCAGGAGGUAGACUCAUGUCCCUCCUCCACCUGGGACAGGGCCUUUGGGCUUACAGGGAGCGAGUCACGGUCACAACAGGUUGAAGCUCAGGGCGGUGCCUCUCCCUGGCUCAGAUCGAACGUGGGUCUGAGGUUGCCAAGGAGGCCCUGAGUGGUGGGAGGGCUUAGGUGAGGAUUCUAAAGGACCCCGUAGGAAGAGGUGCCCAGGGCUGAGGGCACCAUGGACUUACACAGAUAGCCACAGGACUGGGGAGGCCAGCAGAGGAGCAUGUGGCCCAGAGCCCAGGAAGCCCAGUGCCCUUAGGUGGGUGCACCCUGCCUUGGGCCCCAAACUUCGGGAGACUCGUCCCUGCAGGGCGCAGAGUGCUUCCAGAAGCUCACAGCUGGGCAAGGCCAGAGCCCCGUCACGCCACAGACCUGACUCCCACUAGAUCCAAGAGAAGGGCUCCCGCCGGCCCCACUUUGUCUCUCUGUACUUCUUGUCUGGUAGUUAUUUAUGGACUCUGGUAGCAAACGGUUCUUAAAUAAAGAUGGUUUCCCACCCCGUGAGGCGGCGGGCACCAGCUGUGGUGUUUUGCUCUUCA